Messenger RNA from Mizuhopecten yessoensis (Yesso scallop), 485 nucleotides. RefSeq lists its product as uncharacterized. Lineage: Eukaryota; Metazoa; Mollusca; Bivalvia; Pectinida; Pectinidae. The record is from RefSeq and is a predicted model, not a curated record. Gene Ontology annotation, molecular function: cysteine-type endopeptidase activity. Gene Ontology annotation, biological process: proteolysis. The transcript is spliced from 3 exons. Bases 1 to 465 code for a protein of 154 amino acids.
AUGACGUCGNGUCACCAGGAGUCACAACCUCAAGGUCACCAAGGGACGCAGUCUCAGGUAGAUGCGGGAGGUUACAUGCCUCCUGUGAUUGAUCGAGACGGGAAGAUGUACUACGAACAUACCCCUCCGUUCCCUUUGUUUGAGGACAUCGUGGAGGUGGUACCACCCCUCUGCCCAAACAAUUUCCUUGUCAUGUUUGCCACUCCUUCAGAAAUGGUGGCCUGGUCUGAGGACAAUGAAGGAGGAUGGUUGCUCUCGGCACUGUACUUGGAGUUUAUAGAGUAUAUAAGACGCAGAGAACGCAUUACUCUGCUGCCCACGCUCACGGAUGUCUGCCGUAGAGUGGCGUACAAUUACGCGUCCCAUAUGAAAGACAGAGAUUACCAUGGAAUGAAGAGUGUGCCGUGUCUGGAGCAUAAACUUACACGGGACAUCCGCUUCACACCGAGAACAGAUCAGUCAUGAACGUAGGGCUGUGUUACAAC